Messenger RNA from Rhineura floridana, 1845 nucleotides. RefSeq names its product cleavage factor polyribonucleotide kinase subunit 1 (gene CLP1). Gene Ontology annotation, molecular function: polynucleotide 5'-hydroxyl-kinase activity. The record is from RefSeq and is a predicted model, not a curated record. The coding region runs from base 157 to 1434 and encodes 425 amino acids. The transcript has 3 exons. Gene Ontology annotation, biological process: tRNA splicing, via endonucleolytic cleavage and ligation. NCBI's taxonomy places the organism in Eukaryota, Metazoa, Chordata, Lepidosauria, Squamata, Rhineuridae. Gene Ontology annotation, cellular component: mRNA cleavage factor complex; nucleus.
AUUCCCAUCAAGUCAUUGAAGGAGGAAGAAUACACACAUCAUACAAUCAUCUCAUCCUUCACUUCCGGGGCAACCGGCAGUUCGGUUGACUGGCCCGAUCCGGGACUUGUGUGGUUGUAGCCUUGUGUAUUCAGUAGCAGUUGCAAAGGAAUCAAAAUGGUAGAGGAAGCUGGGGAUGAAAAGAAACUGGUGGCCAAGUUUGAGCUGGAGCGGGAGACUGAGCUCCGCUUUGAGGUUGAAGCCUCACAAAUUGUCCAACUAGAGCUUCUGACAGGCAUGGCUGAGAUCUUUGGAACUGAAUUGACACGCAACAAGAAAUUCACCUUUGAUGCUGGUGCUAAAGUGGCUGUCUUCACCUGGCAUGGCUGCUCAGUGCAGUUGACUGGUCGGACUGAAGUAGCUUAUGUCUCCAAAGAUACCCCCAUGCUGCUGUACCUCAACACCCAUACAGCCCUGGAGCAGAUGCGGUGGCAGGCUGAGCGUGAGGAUGAACGGGGACCUCGAGUCAUGGUGGUGGGCCCCACAGAUGUAGGGAAGUCAACUGUCUGUCGCCUGCUGCUGAAUUAUGCUGUGCGCUUAGGGCGCCGACCCACUUUUGUGGAACUGGAUGUAGGCCAGGGCUCAAUCUCAAUCCCAGGCACCAUGGGGGCACUGUAUAUUGAGCGACCUGCAGAUGUUGAAGAAGGAUUCUCAGUUCAGGCCCCUCUAGUCUAUCACUUUGGGUCCACGACACCUGGCACUAACAUCAAACUUUAUAACAAGAUCACAUCUCGCUUGGCUGAUGUAUUUAACCAGCGCUGUGAGGUGAACCGCCGGGCUUCAGUCAGUGGCUGUGUCAUCAAUACCUGUGGUUGGGUGAAGGGAUCUGGGUACCAGGCACUUGUACAUGCUGCCUCUGCCUUUGAAGUUGAUGUUGUGGUAGUACUGGACCAGGAGCGCCUCUACAAUGAAUUGAAGCGGGACUUACCUCACUUUGUUCGGACAGUACUGCUCCCUAAGUCAGGUGGAGUGGUGGAGCGCUCCAAGGACUUCCGGAGGGAGUUUCGUGAUGACCGCAUUCGUGAAUACUUCUAUGGCUUCCGAGGGUGCUUCUACCCGCAUGCAUUUGAUGUCAAGUUCUCUGAUGUCAAGAUAUACAAAGUGGGAGCUCCCACCAUCCCUGAUUCGUGUCUGCCUCUGGGCAUGUCGCAGGAAGACAACCAGCUUAAGCUGGUACCAGUCACACCUGGUCGUGACAUGGUACACCACCUGUUAAGUGUUAGUACUGCUGAUGGUACUGAUGAGAACAUCUCUGAGACUAGUGUGGCUGGUUUCAUUGUAGUCACAGGAGUGGAUCUGGAACGCCAGGUCUUCACAGUGCUUUCACCAGCACCUCGCCCAUUGCCCAAGAACUUUCUGCUCAUCAUGGACAUUCGUUUCAUGGAUCUUAAGUAGUACCUGCACCAACAAUAAACUGAUAAGACUUCAACAGGCCACUGUUAGCUCCCUCACAAACAAAACCAUUACAAUCCUGAAUGGAACAGCAUUGUCACACAGACUGGGCAAAAGAGAAAGGAGUCACAAAAAAGGGAUGAGCACAAUUUGAAUCAUUUGAAAUAGUCCUUUCUGUUUUCCCCCCAUUGCUAGAAUGAACCCCCAAGUAGAAUUGUAGACUUAUGAACCACUAUAACGGACGAAAGUGUUGUCUGCUAGAAAGUUAGUUGAUUUGCAUUUCAGGGGGUGUCUCUAAAGCUGGUCUUCUUCCCUACAUUUUCAUUGCCUUAUCUGAAAGUGACCAUAUUGUAGAUAGGGCAGUUUUUUAACUAUGUGUAUAUAUAUCUUCAAUAAAUUUCACAAUGUUAAUAA